Messenger RNA from Penicillium cosmopolitanum, 1128 nucleotides. RefSeq lists its product as uncharacterized. NCBI's taxonomy places the organism in Eukaryota, Fungi, Ascomycota, Eurotiomycetes, Eurotiales, Aspergillaceae. The record is from RefSeq and is a predicted model, not a curated record. The coding region runs from base 1 to 1128 and encodes 375 amino acids. The transcript has a single exon.
AUGAAAGAGGGUUGGGAUGAUCUUCUACGUCGUGUCCCAGCUCUAUAUGAGGCCUCUGAAGAGGUUAAAAACUGCAGUAAGAGUUACGAGGGACUUGCUACAGCUCUUCGAUCUUUGGAACUUCGAUACAACAAUAUCAAUACAGAGUCCAUGGUCACACAAAUGGCUCAUGUCAUACAAGAGAUGUACCCAUCAGCCCGUCAGUUGAAUGAAGAAGUCGUUGCACUCAGAAAUACUGUCAACCGGGAUAUACCAGGAAUCAAAACAGGCACCAAUUGGCAUCUUGACAAGUUCCAGGAGCUCCAAGCCCAGUAUAACGUUCUCCGCCAUGCAUUCUCUACUUGCCAGACCGAGUGUCUCAACACUGCAUCUGCAUCCAAGGAAAGCAACGAAGCUUCAACUACAAAGUCAAAUGAACUGGAAGCGCAGCUCCAAGACCUGAAAACCCAACUUGAAGCUACGCGAAAGUUAGUGGAUGAGCUACGAAUACAGCCACCGACAGAAAUGGCUCCACAAUCUUCUCCGACAGAGAACACUAGUGCCACGCAAGCCCAGGAAAUAUGCGACCAGAUGAGGGCAAUGCUUAACAAAACAAAGAGUGAAAUGGUAGAUUUACGGGCUGAUGUGAAUUCCAUGCUUUCAUCCCAGUCGACGGCUCUAGCAGAUGUCCAGGAGUCGAGCAGGCGAAACCAAAAUCAAUCGCAGGAAUUGGAAUCGGCUCUUACCAACAAACCUUCCGCUGGCUCCAGAGGGUCUGAAUCAACCACACAGCCCCCAUUGGGCCAUUCAGAGCCUGUCUCCACAGAUCCCCUUCGCCAGUCUUCAGCGCGCAUCCAACACAAUCAGGCUUCAGGAAUACAACAAAAUGGCGGUGGUCUUCCAAGCUCCCCACUCAAGACUGGUAUCUCUUCAACCCCCCAGGCCCAUCCGAUGUCUGCAGCGGUUGCAAAUAACAAACGUCUGAGAGAAGAAUGCUCUGAUGAUGACAGUCCAUCAGCAGCCGCCACCACCACUAGCGAGUCGCCUGCGCCAUCUUCUAAUCCCGAUAUAAGGAUAGGUCAAAGGUCACUGAAGAGAAAGAAGAAGAAGAAGAUCAGGCAAAAUAAUUUGGGAGCUCAAGGGUUUUGA